CCCAGGACCUCAUUCCACGUAGACUACUCAUGAUGGCCGACCAAACUACUUGUUUCCUCAUCCUCUUUUUUCUAGCAUUGCUUCUCAUGUCUAGUUUAAGUACUGAUGCAAAAAUUCUCAACAUUACCACAGAUCAAUCUGCUCUUCUUGCCUUGAAAGCUCAUAUUUCUUAUGACCCUCACCAUAUUUUGUCAACAAAUUGGUCCUCCAGUACUUCAAUUUGCAAUUGGGUAGGUGUCACCAAUGGUUCCAGACAUCAUCAGGUUACAACCUUGAAUCUUUCGAACAAUGGUCUUGUAGGAACCAUUCCUCCCCAUAUAGGAAACCUUUCAUUUCUUGUCAACCUAAGCAUCUGGAACAAUCAUUUUCAUGGCUCAAUGCCAAACGAAUUGUCUCAUCUUUAUCGCUUGGAACUCUUGCAUAUCGGAUACAAUGAAUUCAGUGGAGAAAUCCCGUCAUGGAUAGGAUUGCUAACCAAACUUCAAUUUUUAAUUCUUGUAAUCAGCAAUUUCGAAGGUACUAUCCCAUCAUCUCUAUUUAACAGUACAUCUUGAUUGCAAGAAAUUGUACUUGAAGAUAAUCAGCUUUGGGACUCCAUACCAUCCUCUAUCUUCAAGAUCAUGUCGACCUUGAAAUUAAUUUCUCUCGCAGAAAACAAGUUUUCAGGUCCAAUUCCCUCCAUUUUCUUCAACAUGUCUUCACUGCAAUAUAUUGAUCUUAGCAAUAAUAAGUUAUCUGGUACACUACCACCAGAAGUAGGGAACUUAACCAUGCUUACAGAUUUAUACCUUGACAAUAACAACUUCGAAGGUAGUCAGCUCCCAUCCUCUUUGUUCAAGUGCAAACAGCUGCAAUAUUUAAACUUGUCUUCUAAUAAUUUCAAAGGAAAACUAUUUCCCGAAAUAGGGAACUUAACCAAGCUCAUAGAUUUAGAUCUUGGCUACAACAACUUCGAAGAUAGUCUCCCAUCCUCUUUGUUCAAGUGCAAACAGCUGCAAUAUUUAAGCUUGUGGUCUAAUAAUUUCAAAGGAAAACUAUUACCCGAAAUAGGGAACUUAACCAAGCUCACAGUUUUACAGCUUCCCUACAACAACUUUGAAGGUGCAAUACCAAGUGAAAUUGGUAAUUUGCAGAACCUAGAGCAUUUCAAUCUUGGAGUUAACGAUUUUGUCGGCACAAUUCCACUGGAGAUAUUCAAUAUCUCAACAAUACAGGAGAUUGGAAUAAUAGACAAUUACCUCUCAGGGACUCUUCCAUCAUAUAUGGGCCUAUUCCUUCCAAGUCUCACAGGGAUUUUUCUUGGGAAUAAUGAACUUCGUGGAAUGAUUCCAGCCUCUAUUUCUAAUGCUUCACAGCUCUUUACAGUCAUCUUGACAAUUAACUCAUUCUCAGGCUUGAUUCCAAAAACACUUGGUAAUUUAAGGCUCCUCCGGUAGCUCUACCUCGGAUCCAAUAAUUUGACUAUUGAAUCUUCAGAAUUGAGUAUUUUUUCAUAUUUUUCAAACAACGCAUAUCUCAAAAAUUUGCAACUAAGUAUGAAUCCACUAAAUGGAGUCCUUUCUAAUUCCAUUGGAAUCAUCUCGACCUUUCUUGAACAACUUGAUCUCACUAGUUACAAUAUUAAGGGCAACAAUCCCAUAGAUAUUGGCAAUUUAAGUAGAUUGACAUAUAUGUCCCUGAGCGGCAAUGAUUUGGCUGGACCUAUUCCAACUACAAUAGGAAGAUUAAGCAUGCUCGAACGUUUGUACCUUUUUGGUAAUAGACUAAAAGGUCCAAUCCCGUGUGAUAUCUGUUACUUAGGGAGAUUGGGAGAGUUAUUUUUAGGUGGCAACUAGGUUUCCGGACAGAUUCCCGAAAGCAUAAAUAAUCUGACUUCAUUAAGAUCUCUCAACUUAGCUUUCAACCAAUUAACUUCAAGGUUUCCUUCGAGCUUGUGGAGGCUGACAGAUCUCUUGAGGGUCGACUUGUCAUCCAAUUCCCUAAGUGGGUCUCCAUCAUUAGAUAUUGGAAAUAUGAAGGUCCUAACAAAGUUGAAUUUAUCAAGAAAUCAACUAUCAGGUCAUAUCCCAGAAACAAUUAGUGGGCUCAUAUCUCUAGUCAAUCUCUGUUUGGCAGUCAAUCAAUUAGAGGGCUCCAUUCCUAUAUCUGUUGGUGGAUUAGUAAGCUUGGAGUUGUUAGAUCU
Juglans microcarpa x Juglans regia is the source of this 2182-nucleotide messenger RNA. Its product is annotated as LRR receptor-like serine/threonine-protein kinase SIK1. The transcript is spliced from 4 exons. Gene Ontology annotation, molecular function: protein binding. The coding region runs from base 621 to 1436 and encodes 271 amino acids. NCBI's taxonomy places the organism in Eukaryota, Viridiplantae, Streptophyta, Magnoliopsida, Fagales, Juglandaceae. The record is from RefSeq and is a predicted model, not a curated record.